UCAGUCUCAAUAAUCAUUCAUCUCAUUCAAUCCUCAAUUUCUCUCUCAUCCCCAAUCAAAAUCCAAAUCUAACAAAAACCCAUCAAAAUUAAACCUUUAAAAUCAAAAACCCACUUUCUCAAUUUUUAAUUUGAAUGAUUAUGGCCUCAGAAAUUACAUUUUCUUCUACUAAAACUCCAAUAUCAACAAAUUCUACCAUUUAUUUUGAUGAAAAAUGGAAACUUUCAAAGAAAGAUGGAAGUAAUAGAAGGAAUGUAAGUACAAGAUCAUCAUCUUCUUCUUCGUUUCUUUCAGGCAAUUCGUCGAACAAAAGAUGUGCAUUCUCAAGAAAGUGUGCUAGGCUUGUUAAAGAACAAAGAGCAAGAUUUUAUAUUAUGAGAAGAUGUGUUGUUAUGCUAAUUUGUUGGAGGGAUUAUGGAGAUAAUCUUGAUUAAUGAAAAUGAUUAAUUAAGAAAAAUAAAGGGGCUAUUUUUUUAUUUUGGGAAAGAUUAUUUCUUUCUAAAGUUUGCUCCUUUUUGGAAUUUAGGUAGUUUUCCUCUUAUUUUUCCAAUGAGAUGGGUUUUAUGUUGGAUUAAUUU
Messenger RNA from Amaranthus tricolor (Joseph's coat), 578 nucleotides. Its product is annotated as small polypeptide DEVIL 11. The record is from RefSeq and is a predicted model, not a curated record. The transcript has a single exon. Gene Ontology annotation, biological process: negative regulation of cell population proliferation. Lineage: Eukaryota; Viridiplantae; Streptophyta; Magnoliopsida; Caryophyllales; Amaranthaceae. Bases 135 to 434 code for a protein of 99 amino acids.